CAGCGACUAAAUUAGAUUGAUAUUUCGACUAGCCUAAUUCAGAGAGCCAAGGCCAGGCGUAAAUAACCACAAUGUACUGUACAUCACUUGGUAGUCUUUCCCCGCACCGGGUACAGUACUAUACUCUGAUCCUGGUUAAUUUGUUGCCUGGAUGGGGCAAUCUGUAUCUUGUCGGUGAACAUCAGUGCGGUAGACUUGCAUUUAGGCUGCACUUUAUCAUACAGCCGGAAGCUACUGACUAUAUAACCCAGGAAGCCGAAGUGCCAGUUUUACAUAAUGUCUUCUUUACAAAGAAAGUUAACACUUUUCUCUACUUCACUUUGGAUUUCAUAUUUUAUUUCAGCAUACCCUCCCGAACUUAAUACCUACUAUCCCGAACCUUCCCUCGAGGGCCCUGCCUGAAUCCGUUGGGCUCGACCUC
Messenger RNA from Aspergillus aculeatinus CBS 121060, 421 nucleotides. RefSeq lists its product as uncharacterized. NCBI's taxonomy places the organism in Eukaryota, Fungi, Ascomycota, Eurotiomycetes, Eurotiales, Aspergillaceae. The transcript has a single exon. Bases 72 to 362 code for a protein of 96 amino acids. The record is from RefSeq and is a predicted model, not a curated record.